UGACCGCCGAUAGUAAGGGAGGCUACAUGACCAGUCCUCAAAUUUAUAUCAGUCUAUUUUGUCAAGAAAGUUUGACUUGUGGGUGUGGAUAAGAGUCAAGUUGAUUGUCACUGGAUGUGAGCAUCUGUGCAGUGUGACCAUAAUAUCUUAAAAGUAAACAAAGAUUAAACGUCAAAACAGAAUCCCGUUUCUAGAGUUGCUAUAUAUAAAUUUGAUAACAAUUGGGUUUUCCGCCUCUUGGUAUUAAAUCUCCUUUGAAAGUGUUUGAUUGACACCUGUUACCUGCCAUAUAUACCUGACCAGGUAAACGAUUGGAUAACUUUUGCUCCGUGAUCAAUUAGUUGAUGUUACAUUUUUGCCUGUGCUAUUUAAUAUUAUAACCACAAUGCCGCCUACCGCUGAAUCUGUGUUACUGCAACGAAGACCCGUGUCAGGGCAGAGCAGGGCACACUCACCGUUCCUGCCCCACGCACCCACUGGUCUGGGUCGGCCAGCUAGUUCUCACUACAACAGACACCUGAUGAGAGAGACUGCAAAUAUGCGCACAAAGAUGGCUUCUGAGGGACAUUUGGUGAACGGCUCCGAUUUGGACGUGAAAUUUCAGUAUUUCUACAAAGAACCUUGCCUCUACAGUCAUCAGAUCUUCAUUAAUGCCAGUAAAAUCUUUUCUACGCUGAAACAUGAAAGUCUGGAGGAAAGGGAGAAUCCUUACCUUAGAAAGAAGAAUAAGACCGGCCUGGCAGAGAAAGUGCAAGAAAUCCCUCAGCUUCACUUUGUGAAUGACCAGGAUAAAAGACUGGCUUUUGAACUGGCUUUUUCUACCCUCAAAUACCAGCUGUUAUUUGAAGAAAUUCUACAAGACUGUGCCUUUUACGCCACAUAUCCGGAGUUUGUGGAAGACAGUGGCCUUGUUAUGGUGAUGCUGUGCGAUUUUCAAGGCCGUAAAUUUCAACAGAGACACGCCCUUCCAGGAGAAACGGUGCUUCCAGACCUGUUAGAAAUAGAGCAAGCCAUCUUGGAAUGCAAGACCCACCUAAAUGCGGCCUUAGCCCGGCGCAGAAUCAAGGCCGAGGCCCCCUCUCUGGACCAUCUCCUCCCUGACACGGUCAGGAGUAAAGAGGAACUCAGGUCCAGCAUGCCAGUGUAUGGCUGGAUUAACCACAGAAAGUCCAACAUGUCCGAGGUGUUGGAUGCGUUGAAGGAUGAACACUUCCGAUUGGUCAGUCCAGAGGAGGCCCUGGAGGGCAAGAGAUUCUGUGUGGACUCCCUGUGUCACGAUGUCCUGAUGUUCUCCCCGGAGUGUGCCAACGACUUGGUCAAAAAUCACCUUGUUACUGCAGGAAAACUAGUUCUCCAGGACAAGUCUAGUAGUAUAGCCCCCCACUCAGUGAAGUACUUAGUUGGAGAGGACGCAGACAUCAUCCAUGUCAAUGUGGGCUCAGGGAUGACCACCGCACACAUUGCCAGUCUCCUGGAGGCGGACAGCCGCAGCCAUAUCUGGGCAUUCGGUGCUAGAAACCAGGCAGAAGUCAGAGAAAAUAUGGAGAAACUUGGAGUGAAAGGUGUGAAAUUGAUGUCUGAAAACUUUCUGGAUGUAGAACCGGAUGACAAUCGAUUCAAGAAUGCAAAGGUCAUCCUCAUUACAGCCGACUGUAGCAAGUCAGGGGUGGCCAACCCUAUAGACUUCAUUGUCAACGAGGGGGAAGAUAUGAAAAUAUUGAAGGAUUUGUCCAUAGGAGAAACGGACAUGAGCAAACUUGGUGAUCUCACAGCAAAACACACAGAACUCCUGAAGCAUGCCCUCAAAUUUACCAAGGUGCAGGCGGUUGUGUACACCACACGGUCAAUCCAUGAGGUGGAGAACGAGAAUGUGGUUUCGAAGGCUGUGGAGUACACUAACCUGGUACAGCAGAGGAGGUACCCCUACAGAGUAGCUCCCCCUGUCAUCCCUUUCUCGAGUGAAGCUAUAGACAAUAAAAUAGGAAUUCAUGGAAAGUUUAUAAAAUUUCGACCAACAGAGAAAACCAGUGGAUGUUUUAUUGCUGUUGUAACAAGAGAGCCUGAGGAUUCCAAAGAAGCAGCCAAAGAUGUUCUUGCCAGAGCACAAGCUAAAGGAUUGCUGAGUGGGAAGAAGAGGAACAAGAACCACGAGGGCCACGAGAAUGAGGAUGAGGACAGCCUGGUCAACGGCCACAAGUCUGAGAAGCUGCUGAGUCGACGCCUCAGGAGACAGGACCAGAGGCUGCCCCCACGCAGUGCUAUAUCAGCCCCCCACGCCUCCAGUCCCGUCCACAGCUACAUCCACAGCCCGAUCCAGGGACGCCGCAUACCGCGGCCCAAUGGGGUCGCGGUGGGAGCCAGACUGUACAAGGAUGCCGCAAAGAGAGAGCCGGCACAGAAGAAGGACAAGGUCACAGUGCCGGAGCACGUCAAAGUGGUAAAACAUCCAGCACCCUUCAGCCGCAAGUAAAAAGCAUGUUCAGGUAAAAAAAAGAACUUUGUGUAAAUGCGCAUGAUCUCAAUAAGCUUCCUCUACUGGCUUGCAACAAUAAAUGUAUUUUUAUAUGCAGAUUUCUUAAAUUUCAUGAAAUAUUGGUAUGUAUUUUUUAUAAAUCUUAUAAAAGUAAAGAAGCAUUACAUUACAGCAGUAAUCUAUGGCAUGUGUAUCUGCUUUUGGUAUAUCUGGAAUUCAAGCUUGAAUCAGCCCUACUUUAUCUUAGUAUCGUUUCAUUGUACCUUGUUGAUCGAGUGAUGAAUAAUUUUUCUGUAUGGUCUUUUUUCCUUUCACGGCAGACGCAAAAAGCACAAACUGAACAAGAAGACCAAGUAAGUUAUGUAACACCUGGAGGCCACUUAGGCAGUGCAUGUUCUUAAUCAAUUUGUGGGGUAUGCCCAUUAACUUGUCUAAGUUGGAACAUGCACCCACUUAAUCUGUGUGAGAUGUUAUUGUAAGAAUGAAGACACUGAAGUAUUGUAAUGCAUUAUCAGAACUGCAUGUUGACGUGAUUCAUCAUGUGCAUACAAUGCAGGAGGCCUCGCUCUUGAUGUAGGAGCUAGCACCUGUCAUUUCAUAAUUAUCAGACACAAUCAGCUUGGACAAACAACUUUAUCUAGGGUACUUUAAAUUAAUGUUGCCUUAACACAUGCCUUUUCCUCUGUUUCGGAACUUUAAAAAUUGACUGGAAUGCUUCUCGCUUUCCCUGAAUUUGCAUUGUUAAUUUAUUUCAUUGAAAUCUACAGUUACACAUACCCCUUCUGGUUUCUAAACAAUGUCUUUUUCAUUUGAUUUUUAAUCGAAGAAGCAUCUCUCGUGUAGUUCAAAUAUUUAAUAAUCAUAAGGUGCCUAGCAAUUGGGUAGGUUUAAGCAAUCCGUUUUGUUUUGUGACCUUAAUAAGGAUACUAAAUCAAUACAUCUGUUCAUAUUUCCAUUAACUACACCACUGCGUUGGGACUAAAAACUUUCAAAGUCCCACCCAGUACAACAGAAAAUCAAUUGUGCAAUGUAAAUGUAUGAUGCAGUGACAGUUUGAGUGCCAUAUUAAGUGUUGCUGUUUUUGAUGAAUGUAUAAACUGAGAUUAGCCAAUAUUUGAGUAGAGUGCACCAUCUUCUCAGCAGUAGCUCUAUUAGUGCAAUGUAUCGGAUCCGUCCAGCCUUCUGGGGAUCACCAGAGUUAUUUCCCUUUGUUGUAAAUAAAUGAAUAUUUAAACACAUCUGUGAUACCUUUGUCUGUAUAUAUUGUUCACUGUUACAGAUAGAAAUAAAUGUUAACUUAUUUAUUGUAAAA
This is a messenger RNA of Magallana angulata, 3785 nucleotides long. Its product is annotated as putative methyltransferase NSUN7. Lineage: Eukaryota; Metazoa; Mollusca; Bivalvia; Ostreida; Ostreidae. The transcript is spliced from 11 exons. Gene Ontology annotation, molecular function: methyltransferase activity. The coding region runs from base 386 to 2470 and encodes 694 amino acids. The record is from RefSeq and is a predicted model, not a curated record.